ACUGAUUGGAAGUUGGAACGUUCGGGAAUUUCCGGGAAUUCGAUAAUCAGUAUAUAAUAUAAUAAUAUAUGACAUACUUUCGCAUGUUUACGUUUGAUAACAAUUAAAUUUUACUAUGGACGUUGUUCGCUCAAACUUCGAAGUUAUUUUGCCCCAGAUCGAGGCAGCAUUGGAGAAAUCUGAAUUUAUAGCAAUCGAUACAGAAUUCACAGGCUUGGCUGCGAACGACAAUCAGCAGCCUAGUCUUUUUGAUGCACCAUGUGAAAGAUACACAAAACUCAAGAGGAUGGUCAACCAGUUCCUUGUUUGUCAAUUUGGUGUUAGUGCAUUUGUGAAAAGUCAGGAAUAUUCAAAUACUUAUGAAGCACACACCUAUAAUUUUCAUCUUUACCCAUCCUCCUUUGGACAACAACAUGACAUCAGAUUUACCUGUCAGGCUUCAAGCUUAGAGUUCCUUUGUAACCAUAGAUUUGAUUUCAACAAGUUUGUGUAUGAAGGCAUUUCGUAUUUGAACGGAAACCAGAGAGCUGAACUUCAAGAAUUAUGUCUAAAGAACCACGUAAAAAUAGCAAGCUCCCUUAACAAAGUUAUUGAACAGGAUUUUUUGUGUCCGAAUUGUGACAAAAUAGAAGAAUGGUUAAAAGAAAAUAAAACCAACACGUUGAUUCUAGAUUGUCACGGAGUUUUUUUCCAGUUUCUGCUGUAUCAAGACAUACGUAAAAAGUUUGCUAAUUUAGAUUGUGAGGUCCAGCCUCAUGGAAAGUUACUCGUCAAACGAGAGUCGUUAGAAAAAGAACAACAAGCUGACUACGAUGAACAGAUAAUGAGAAUUGUUCAAAGCUUUUGCGGAUUUACAAGGGUAUUUGAACUGUUUGUGAAAUUAAAAAAGCCGCUUGUCGGACACAACUUAUUCACAGAUAUUCUGUUUAUGUACGAGAAAUUCAACAGUUUUCUUCCAGACGACUAUAAAAUUUUCAAACGAAAUAUUCACGAAUUGUUUCCUUUCAUUAUUGACACAAAACAUUUGGCGUUUGCUCUUAAUAGGCACGAAAUCUUAUGUGAAAGCGAACUGUUCAAAAAAACGAAUCUCGAAGAACUUUACUCAGAACUGAGUAGUCAUAAAGGUCUCUAUUAUGUUUUAUAUACGCCAACAAUAGUUCACUCGAAACUUUGCCAGAAAUACGUUAAUUCACAUAAUAUUCACGAAGCUGGCUACGAUGCGUAUAUUUCUGGUUACGUAUUUCUAAGGAUGGCUCAUAUCUUAACUGCUAAAACUUCAGGAUCAACCUUUGAUGGUGCGGCGGAGUUUCGACAGUAUUUUGAUGCUGUUAAAAGUUACGGGAAUAUUGUGAACAUUAGUCGAGCCACUGUUCCGUUUCUGAAUCUUGCCGGGGAAGAUCCAAAGUCCAUCAGACCAAGAUGGCUCCAUAUCUCACGACGUCGUUCUCUAAAGAGAUUGACCGCUGGCCAGAUUUUGAAGGAAUUAGACAGAUUUGGCUCCCUUGACGUCAAAGUAUUGGAUGAUCAAAGAGCGUUAGUUGCCACUGGUCAUUCAAAAGUAUCUCAACGAAUUCUAAAAGCGCUACGACGUCACAAACAACUAAAAGCCAGGAAUUAUUAUCCAUUGUUGGACAGUCCAAAUAUAAGAACCUUUCUAUGGGCUGGUGGUGUAGCAACGGCUGCUGUGACGUUUUUUGGAGUAGUUGCCGCGGUGUGUUAUGGGAAAGAAAAACUAAAUGAAACGUCUUAGAACAUUUCGAAUAAUUAGUGCCUAGUUUAUAUUUAUUCCUGAACCGUUUUAACCAGUUUAAUCACUAACGUUGAUAAAAAUAUAUACGGAAAACUGGUGGAUCUCAAAUGUCGUUUGGUCUUGUGUUUUUCUUUACUUGUUCUGUAAAUAUUUAUCA
Messenger RNA from Dendronephthya gigantea, 1907 nucleotides. Its product is annotated as poly(A)-specific ribonuclease PNLDC1-like. Lineage: Eukaryota; Metazoa; Cnidaria; Anthozoa; Malacalcyonacea; Nephtheidae. Gene Ontology annotation, cellular component: cytoplasm; endoplasmic reticulum. The record is from RefSeq and is a predicted model, not a curated record. The coding region runs from base 116 to 1750 and encodes 544 amino acids. Gene Ontology annotation, biological process: nuclear-transcribed mRNA poly(A) tail shortening. The transcript is spliced from 22 exons. Gene Ontology annotation, molecular function: poly(A)-specific ribonuclease activity; RNA binding.